Messenger RNA from Adelges cooleyi (spruce gall adelgid), 1123 nucleotides. RefSeq names its product charged multivesicular body protein 3-like. The transcript has 6 exons. Gene Ontology annotation, cellular component: multivesicular body; ESCRT III complex. The record is from RefSeq and is a predicted model, not a curated record. Gene Ontology annotation, biological process: endosome transport via multivesicular body sorting pathway; protein transport; late endosome to vacuole transport. The coding region runs from base 110 to 778 and encodes 222 amino acids. Lineage: Eukaryota; Metazoa; Arthropoda; Insecta; Hemiptera; Adelgidae.
AUUCUGUGAUAAAACUGUUCAAUAGUCAAUACACUCCAUAGACAAGAUACGCUGCGUAAAUAUGUGUUAGCGUAAAAAUUUAUAAACAUUUAACUCAAAAUCCUACGAGAUGGGUAUAUUCGGCAAAUCUACCACCGUCGAUCCCAAAGAUCAAGUUAAACAGUGGACGUCGACUGUACGGAAGGAAGGAUACAAGUUGGACAGGCAAAUAAGAGGUAUUCAAAGAGAAGAAGAAAAGAUAAAACGUUCUCUGAAGGAAGCUGCCAAAAAAGGCAACAAAGAUGUAUGCGUAAUCCUUGCCAAAGAAGUGAUAAGAUCUCGUAAAACCAUUAACAAAAUAAUUACAUCCAAGACUCAUCUGAAUUCUAUACAAAUGCAAAUGAAAAACCAAUUAUCUGUUUUAAGGAUGGCUGGAUCCUUACAAAAAUCAACAGAAGUAAUGCAAACAAUGCAUAGCUUGAUCAAAGUGCCUGAAGUUGCAGCUACUAUGAGAGAAUUGUCAAAAGAAAUGAUGAAGGCUGGAAUUAUUGAAGAAAUGUUAGAUGACACUAUGGAAAGUGUUAUGGAUGACCCAGAAGAUAUGGAGGAAGAAGCCCAAUCACAAAUUGAUAAGGUAUUAUGGGAAAUUACGGCAGGAGCAUUAGGUGAGGCACCAAUGGCUGUCACAGAAACACCCGGUGGAUCAGUUCAACCACAGGAGACAAGAACAGAAUCAGUCGAUGAAGAUAAUGAUGACUUGGAAGAUAUGAAAAACCGCUUAGAAGCAUUAAAAAGUUAAACGUCAUGUAUGAAUUGUAAAUUUUACAAUAUAUAUAUGGAUCGUAUUUUUAAAAACAAAUUUGGUUGACUACUGUAAACUUAUAAUUUUAUAUUAAAAACAAAUAUUUUUAUCAAUAGAAAAACUAAUAACAUCUACACAUUUCUUUGUUUAUUAUACAAAGAUCAUACAUUUUAAACGUAUUUUGCUUAUAAUGAAUGCAGUAUUAAAUGCUUUGGAGUACUUAACUAAUUAUUCUGGUAAUGGUUUUUCUACUAUAUUAUUUGAAAAGCUUUUAUCCAGUUGGAUUCUUUUAUAAUUUUUAAUCUAGGUAAAAAUAAACUGGUGUACUUAAAUGUUUAAAUA